Colossoma macropomum (tambaqui) is the source of this 3448-nucleotide messenger RNA. It is a transcript of the gene chst10, whose product is annotated as carbohydrate sulfotransferase 10. Bases 320 to 1444 code for a protein of 374 amino acids. The transcript is spliced from 6 exons. Gene Ontology annotation, biological process: proteoglycan biosynthetic process; carbohydrate biosynthetic process. Gene Ontology annotation, molecular function: sulfotransferase activity. Gene Ontology annotation, cellular component: membrane. NCBI's taxonomy places the organism in Eukaryota, Metazoa, Chordata, Actinopteri, Characiformes, Serrasalmidae. The record is from RefSeq and is a predicted model, not a curated record.
CUGAACUACGUUACUGAUGCUCCUUCUCACCUGAGGCUGAACUGAAGUGGAGCCUACGUGAAAGCAGUGUGGCGGUAAUUCCCUCACCCACCGCCAGGCGGAGCAGCUCUGUUUCUCUGCAGUCAGGAUGACAGGGGGCUCCUCAUCAGUCAGGCAUCAUCACCAUCACCCAACAGCGGCCUGUGAGAGAAAAAUGCCCGAAAAGUCAUGGAAACUGUUGGAGGUGUCGCUCCAGCGCGGCGGCGGGACACACUACGAUAUAGAGCACCGCAGCUCUGACUUCCACUGAAGGCUCCAUCACUAUGUCCAUGGCUUAAUAAUGCGGCGUCACUGGCUGUUGGUUGGUGCUUGUGGAUGGGUGCUGCUCGUCCUUGUGUUCGCCAGCAAGUUCAUCAACUUCGGCUUCAGAAUGCCAGAUGACUAUGGGGGAAGGCCUGAAAUGCUGAAUUGGACCUUUUCACCCAUAAAGACUGUGAAAGCCCCACCCGAGCAGCUCGUACAGAAGGCAGCAUCUCAGCCAUCUCCAGCAGUGACUCAGCUUUUCAGUGUCCAGUCCUCAGGUGGCCUGGCUGAAGUCGAGCUUUCAGACUGGCACUCAGUGACUGUGCAGCGCUUGCAGCUUUUGUCCAGCGUUUGCAGGAACUCCUCUCUCUGGAACCUCACUCACACUCCACUGCGCAAGUUUGUUCUCGACCGCAUCUUUGUUUGUGACAAAUACAAGAUCCUUUUUUGCCAGACGCCCAAGGUUGGCAACACACAAUGGAAGAAGGUUCUCAUUGUUCUCAAUGGAAAGUUCUCCAAGGUUGAAGAUAUACCUGAGAAUGUGGUCCAUGACCACGAGAGAAAUGGUUUACCUCGCCUGUCCUCUAUGAGUGACGCAGAGAUCACUGAAAGAUUACAUACGUACUUUAAGUUCUUCAUUGUCAGAGACCCCUUUGAGCGUCUCAUAUCGGCCUUCAAGGACAAGUUUGUGAAGAACCCGCGCUUCGAGCCAUGGUACAAGCACAACAUAGCACCUGCCAUUAUUCGCAAGUACCGCAAAAGUCAUCAAGACACUGACGAAAGUGCUGGCUUACACUUUGAGGACUUUGUCCGUUACUUGGGCGAUGAGCCUGGCCGACAGCACCUGGAUCGGCAGUUCGGCAACCACAUCAUCCACUGGUUAACCUACACUGAACUGUGCGCUCCAUGCGACGUUUCGUACAAUGUGGUCGGGCACCAUGAGACUCUUGAGCUUGACGCCCCAUAUAUUCUGAAAGCUGCUGGCAUUGCAGAUUUGGUGUCGUACCCCACCAUCCCACCAGGGAUAACCCGUUACAACCAGACCAAGGUGGAGCACUACUUUUCUGGAAUCAGCAAGCGGGACAUUCGCCGCCUCUAUGCUCGUUACCAGGGUGACUUCAGCCUUUUUGGCUACCACAGACCCGAUUUCCUGUUGGACUGAUGAGAGGCUUGCUAUGUCUAUUUUUGUGGAACACACUACUAAAGGAUAUUUUGUAAUACUGGAGAGAUUUGCCAGAUUGCUGGCAAACCAGUGUUUUCUGUUGCCUGAUAGAGAUGGUAUUGAAAUUUUGCCCUUUUGCACUGACCUUGGACCAGCUAUGUGUUUUUCAUGGUCAUGAUUUUAUUACAUGAAGCAAUCUUUAGGUCAACACUAAGAAGCAGCUGCGAAGUGGAGCAGCUAAAAAGGACUUGCUGGGGUUUAGAGCAUCAUUCUGGUGAAGUUGAUUGCUGCCUUGUUACUGCUUGGUCCCAGUUUUUGAGUCUUGAUACUUGGUUGCUACUGUAUUUGCCAUAUGAAAAUGAAAGUGCCACAUUCUGAUGUUAUUUAACAAAGGUUACUCUUAGUAUUUUACUAGAAGGUACUUUACCCAUUUGAAAUUGAACUUACAUACACUCUGUGACUUUAGAACAGCAUAAUGGUCUUCCUGCAACUUUCUGUAAAACUGGAUGAUGCUGUUCUUCUCAGAUUCCUUGAAUUCUGAAGCUGUACAGUACUGUGCAAAUGUGUUCCUUUUCGUUAAUUUAAAUUCCUGUGAAAAGUACAGCUAUUAAGAACAGGUUAUGCACAGGUUUUUAAGCAUUACAAGGAAAAAAGCAAAACACAUAUAAUGGCAGAUUACACAGAAGCCUCAACAACUAAACGCAAUAUUAAAUUUUUCUGUAUUUAUUUGUCCACAUUCUGCCUUCAUUACAGCGUUUCUUUCUUUCUGGGAGACUUUCUUUCAGUUUUUAAAAUAAAUAUGCAGGAAUAUUCUUCCAAACCUCUCAAAUUCAGUCUUAGAAGUUGGCUACGUUUGCUAUUUCUCACAAGCCAAGAAAUCUUAACAGCGACAUACAUGGUUCACUUCACGCUUCGAGAAAAAAAAACUCACUAGAAGCUGGUAUUUCCAAUUUUAAUUGAAUCCUGACAAAUUAAAUUAAAAAAAAUCAUGAAAUAAGAUUCUAGUGCCAAUUUCCUUCCUUUUUUAUCUGCUUCCAUUUCUCGUCAACGGCUUCUUGACUGCUACACAUCCUUUCAGACUCAUAGUGUCAAGUUGUCUUCUCACAGUGGAAGGAUAGACAGAAACACAACAAUCAAGAGUGAAGCUUGAUUUUCUCCUCUCUCUCCAAGAUGAUCGCUUAUGAAAGUUUAUCUGAUGGUGACGGGUUUGGUGGUCUACCAGGUCUUUUACGCUGGUUAGGAGUUCCAUUUACACUGAAUCUUUUAAUCAUUUGUUGUUGAGGCUUCUGUGUAAUUUUCUGUUAAAUUUACACAGAAGCCUCAACAACCUGACAUUGAAAAUUGAUGAACUUAAUGGCUGUUUGAUUGGAGAUUAAGUAGAGAAAAGUUUGGUCUCUGACUUUUGCAUAGUACUGUGUAUGUGAGAGUCACAAGUUCUAAUUACGUUCUGACCACAAACGUUCUAAUAGCUUUGUUUACAUCAUUGUAAACAGUACAUUUUAAAGGUCUUUAUCAUUGCCCCUUUAUGGGGCAAGAAAAUUGCUCUGAGCUCUUGAAGCAUCUAAAAACAGUUUUGUUAAAGUAAAUCACAGAGUUGCUCUAAAGUAACUAACCUGUGUGCUGCACACUGAAGAUUCUUCUCUAUUCUCUGCUUCAGGUACUAUAGUUAUCAUUUUUAGGGCUGUGGAUUUUGGGAAAUUGCCCAUUUUGGUUUUUUUUUGGGACACAUGCAUCAACUUGUCUUCCAAAUGUCUGCCUCUCCGACUCCACUUACAAAACUGACAGAGGAACAUAGUUUAUUUACUAAUAGGAUAAUAUUAUUGAAGAAUCCCGACAACAAUUUCUAAUAAAUAUUAAAAUGUCUCACAUUGAAUGUGAACGUGUAUUUUCUAGCACACCUCUGACUGUGUUUAUGGAUGAAUGUCUCUCGUUUUUUUUAAUCAACAGCACAUUUUGUAUUGUGAAGUAACAGUUAAUUUAUGUUUAAACAGUCAUAUGCAAAAG